This is a messenger RNA of Suncus etruscus (white-toothed pygmy shrew), 1941 nucleotides long. RefSeq names its product coiled-coil domain containing 116 (gene CCDC116). Gene Ontology annotation, cellular component: centrosome. The transcript is spliced from 4 exons. The record is from RefSeq and is a predicted model, not a curated record. NCBI's taxonomy places the organism in Eukaryota, Metazoa, Chordata, Mammalia, Eulipotyphla, Soricidae. The coding region runs from base 1 to 1941 and encodes 646 amino acids.
AUGACCAGCUGUCAUCACCGCUCCGGAUACUUAGCAGAUGAUGAGGCCGGCCAUACCACCGGCCACAACACGUACAUGGCUCGGGUGCAAUCACCAAAGAAGCCACAGACCCAAGAGACGGGCCAGGCCAACAAUGCAGAUCACCUGCAGCACCCACCAUCAACCUCUGGCCCCCCGGACAAUUCGGGGCACCGCAGUCACAACCGCAACCAGAAGGGCCUUCAGCAUUUUGGUUCUUUCCUGGAUUUCCUUGUGGAGGGUCAAGUGCUGGACAGCCUGCAGACAGUGGUGGAGAAAGCCACCAAGCACAUGGCCACGCUGAAGACAGAAGCUGGAGUGCCACUAGUGGAUGUGCAGGAUCCGGUGGAGGAGCAGAAGGGCAAACGGCGGGUACGGUCUCAUCGUAGGAAGACUGCUAUGCAUCGCCACCAUGGCCACCCCGGCCUCUGCAUUGGGCGCCCCAACAACUACCCAUCCUGCUCCAGCUCUGACUCCCGCUGCAGCUCCAAAACGGACCGCCUGAACUCCCACAACCGGGACAGCAAGCCAGGUGCCCGUGGCCUAGGCCCACUGCCCCGGAUAAAGGAUAGCCUUUUACUGGAGCGCAACCUCAAAAGGCUGCUGCAUCUGGAAAACAAAGGGAAAAAAAUGGGCCUGUCCAGAUCCAGGGGGGACUACCUGCUCUGGGACUCUCUGGACAGCCAGUGGAGCUCGGAGCACCCCUUAUCCUGGUUCACAGGCACGAAUGGCUCCAGGGAGAACACCCUGGAUGUCACAAAGCUAGGGUCUAGAGGGCGGAACCCCAUCCUCAGGGAGCUGGACAAGGAGAUCAGAUCCUUGAUGAACAAGCAGCUACCCCUUGACCUGCGUGGCUACUGUUGUCUCCAAGAGCCUCAGCGCACCCUGGACUUCCUAGCAGAGCAUCAACUCUUUCCCGUCCUGCAGGAUGUAGUUAACCAGGCUGUGGAGAAAUUCUGCAGGGCCCGGCGCCAUGAUGGCCAGCCCCUCUUCCCAACAAUUGAGCCAGAGUACUCCAACUUGUUCUGCAUGCCACACGUUAAGUUGGGCACUUCUGCUGACAAUCUCAAGGCUGUCAGGCCCCCAACAUCUCACCAAAAGACCACCAUGUCCAGAUGGGACAGGCCCAAGAAAGCUGAUUCCUUGGAUCCUUAUGCCCAAUUAGAUCCCAAAUUUAGGUGCAAGGCGCGUUUCAAUCAGAUCUUCCCAAAGAAGAUGCUGCUGCCCUCCAUCUCCUCCUCGGCAAAGUCAUCUGUGACCCUCAUGGCCAGUCCCUGGAAGGAUGAGGUCCUCCACUACUUGAUCAAGAAGACCCUCACUUUGUUUGUGUACAAGUACGACUAUGAGAGGUGCCUCAGGCGGCAGCUGGGCUUCAUGUCCUUCCCUGUCACUGAGAUACUAAUGGACCUCAUCCUGGGCUUCAAGAAGCUGAAGGGAUCCUCGAUCCAGCUGCCCUCAGAGACUGACUGGAAGUACAUGAUGGAAAAACUGCAUGAGGCCAAGCGGCUUCAGCAACAACAAAUCCACCAGACAGCUCUGUUCAGCGCGGAGGUGGCUGUGCCAUUAAUGGAAGUAGAGGUGCUGUCCAUGUCACCAGACAUAGACUUGGAACCGGAAGACACUAGUCAGUUCUCCUUCCAGCCCUCCUUCCACAACGAGCUGCCAAGUGUGCAGGAUGAUGUGUCCCCUGAAGCUGAGGAACAGGAGGAAAAUAACCUGUCAGAGCACAUGUCCUUGACUUCCUCAGACACUGGCUCCGACACCACCCAGCUCCAGCAACCCGAGUUCCUGGAAGACGACCAAGUAUAUGACAGUAAUAUUGACAGUAAUGAUGAGGUGGAGACUUACGGCUUUAUGUCCAAGGGCGAGCCCCAGGGGCCAUUCUCAAUCAAAUCCUCCUCAGAUGAUGGGGAGCCCCCUUGA